Molecule: messenger RNA, 3973 nt
Organism: Punica granatum (pomegranate)
Lineage: Eukaryota; Viridiplantae; Streptophyta; Magnoliopsida; Myrtales; Lythraceae
Source: RefSeq, a predicted model, not a curated record
CGUCCGGUUAUGUCCGGGAAAAAAGAAACGUUUCUGGUGUUUUGGCGGGCUCCGGCAGGGUCGGCGGCCGCAGACUGAUUCACAGCGACAUAGUUCAAUCCAGUCGGGCAAUUAGGGAUUAGUCAAUCGAUCGACGGGUUUGAGGAAGCGGGGCGGAGCUGCCUCGCCGGAAAAGCGACGGAGAUGGAGAAGAUACCGGCAGCGUGCGCCAUGGAGUGGAGCAUCGCGCUCGAGAAGGCUCUUCGCUCCAAAGUCCCUGGUCGAGCAAUCGAAGCGAUAUCUCAGGUCGGGCGCCGGCUGGAGCAAUGGAAUCUGGAACCGGAGCCAACGAUGGCGGCCUAUAACCUAUACGGACUUGUCCCAGGAGAGGAGAGGCUCUUUGCGAACGCGAUCCUGCUAAGACUAACUGAUGCUUUCAUGACCGGUGAAAGAGACAUCAAGCUCGCAGUGGUAAGGGCCUUUGUGGGGCUCAGCAAAAGCGAGAGGAAGAAGAGGAGGAUGAAGAAGGGAAGAAAGAUUAAAGAUGGGAUUUUGUCGAAAGGACGAGUUAGUAAUAGUUCUGAGUUGCUGAGGAGGGUCAAGGUUGUGUUUGAUGGUGGGGAUGCCGAGUCGAGAGCUAUGGCGCUGGUUCUGUUUGGAUGUUGGGCUGAUUUUGCUAAGGAUAGCGCUAACAUUCGUUACUUGAUUCUUUCUAAUUUGGUUUCUUCCGAUGUUGCAGUGGUAAAGGCAGCCCUGUUUGCUGCUGGGUGUUUUUGUGAGCUGUCAAGUGACUUUGCAUCUGUUGUCUUAGAGAUGCUUGUCAAUCUAGUCACUUCGCCUGAUGUUCCAUUGACUGCAAGAUGGGCUGGAGUGCGUACCUUUUCAAGGAUGCAGUGCUCUUAUGCUGUUGCUGAUAGAGCAUACAAGACAGGUCGAAAGCUGGUUUCAGAAUCUUCAGAUGAGGCCUUCUUAGUUAAGAUGCUAUAUUCAAUAUCAAAGCUUGCUGGGUCUCUGUCAAUUCUGGCUUUUGAACAGGUGAAUUUGCUUUGCUCGUUUCUUGGUCAUGGAAAAUCAAUUCCUCUGCAAGAAGCUUCAUUAAGAUGUCUGAACUAUAUGGUCAAAAAAGGAGUGUGCCACUUCACUGAACAGACAUGCAUGAAUCCAUUGUUAAGAAUAGUAGAUGACCCUGAGCUUCCGGCUUUUUUGCAAUGUGAAGCAGUAGCUAUCCUGCAUCAGAUCCUUUUGUCUGUGCUGCCAACUAUAACUCGCAUGAACAAGAUGGAAUUUGAUCAGCUAUUGACUUGUAUUUUGACUGCAUCUCAGUGUCCAGUUGAGUCAAAGAGCCUCUUAGCCCUUCGUUGUUUGGCAGAUCUGUGUAUCAGGUUAACAAAAGGUCUGGAAAUGGGAUCUGCUACAAUUACUCCCUCUCUGUCUCUAAAUGUUGCCUCAUUACUUCUUGAUCGGAUCGUUUUGCUGGUCCAGCCAUUGUCAAAUGUUAGUCAGAUUGACUCCAAGAUCUUUGUUGAAGUUAGAGCAGAACUUAGAUGUCUGCUUCACCUAGUUGGGAAGCACCCUAACUUGGUCCUUCCGAUGCUGGAUAAAUUAAAUUUGCUCAUCAGGCAUCUUAUAAAUGAUCAUGAGAAUCCAGCGCCUUCAACACAAGAAGGCUCAUUGGAGGAAAAAUGCAAACCUAUCUGCUUAAAGAUUAUGGUCAUUUUGUAUAAAUAUUUGGUGGCUUGCCUUGACUUUUUGAACGAAAUUAAUGCCAUUACGCUUCAAGUAUUUGAGAAAAUAAAGAUCCUCAUUCAGGGCAUAUGUGGCUGCAAGUUAUUUUCGCUUUACAUACAGACGUUGUACUCGUUAUUGUUGCACUCUCGACUAAUUUGGAAUAGCAUGGUGAAGGAGGAUGAGGAGAUAAACGAAAACCUAUCAUAUGAUUAUUGGAUCGAAUCUGAAGUCUUCACUCUCAUGUGUGCACAGAAGAUGUUAAUUGGGGAGGAUUACUGGCUUGCUUAUAAAUGUGGGAUGCUUGCAGCUUCUCACGGGGCAUGGUUCACUGCAACUUUUAUAUUUGGGAAUCUGAUGACUAAGGUGAGGUCUCAUUCCUGUUGUUGCUGGUUAAAGUCAUUAGCCCAGCUAUCUCUAUGUGAGAUGAAGAUACAACUACUUGUUUUGCCAACCCAAGAGUUGAGGUCAACAGAAUGUCUGGAGCUGAUCAAACUCCUCCCAGACACCCUAUUCGAGGAUGGAAUUGGUGAGGUUGAAAAUUAUGUAGGUGGUCAUACCAAUAUAGUUGAUUAUGGAGAAAAGCUUGUUUGUGCUUACAGUUAUCUGAACUCGUCAUGGGAAACAUUAAAGUCCUGCAUUACUACAUCCGGGCAAACGUUUUGUUUCCAAGCAUGGUUCUUGGCUUUGAGGGUGAAGAUGCUGGGAAUUGUAUCAGAAGCAGUCACUGUUUUGGCUGGAAUUCCUUCCAACAGGAAUGCUGAGGGUCAGAAGGAGACUCAGAUAAGUAUGCAUGACUGCUUUGAAUUCUCGCGAAAGUUCACUCAGCUCUCAGCGAGACUGAAGCGGCUCUCUGAAGAAUUUGAUCUAAUUGCCGCAUCUUUCAUCGAUAUUGACUGGAGAAGUUCGAAAAUUGUUUCCACACUAGCAUUGGGUUGUUCACUGCUGUCCUUUGCUGCAGGCUUUGCCCUUUUUUUUCCCAAUUUACCUCCUCGUGAUAUUGUAGCAUCUGAACAAGAAAAUGUUUCACAGGCCACGCUAGUGCAAAAUUUGUUUGGGCGCCUCUGCCAUAUAGAUCAUGAGACCAGUGUAAGUCUCUCUUCACUCGCAGAAGUUGAUCGAUGCCCCAAGAGCUUUCAUGGCUCGCAUUUCCAACCUAGGGCAUUGGGUGUUGGAUGUGAAAUUAGGGAAGUUCUGUCUCUCUGUCGCAACGUUGUUUCAAGAGUCCUCCACUUGCAAAAUCAGGCAAAGGAAAGUUGUGACGAGGAGGUUAUUUCUCAGGUUACUGAAAAUGGUCAACAGCUCUUGUUGGACAUCAUCACGGGAUUGAUGCGUGUCCCAUUCCAAACUCCUGAAUACUACUUCAGAACAAGGCCUUGCAUGGGGUCAGAGCUCUUUGUUGUCAAUGCAGACACAAAGCUCUCUGACGGGAUAUUUGUCUCUCCAGGCCUCUGCUUGUCGUUGAAUAUCUGUAUACAAUUGAGGAACGUCCCACCGAAUCUUCUAAUGCAACCAAUCAAGUUGCACUGCAUCAUUUGCUGCAACUUAUCUUUCCAGGAGCCAGUGGUGCCCAGAUAUAAAUUAUUGCAGUGUGCUUCCCGAUCUUGGGAGACUGAUGAUAUGCUCAUACUGAAUGAAGAGCUCUAUCAGCACGUGAUGAGACGUGCAGAGAAGUACGAUAAGAAGCAUGGGAAGGAUUCACAUGAUGGGAAGGCGUCUCGGGCUUUUUUGUCCUUUGAAGUGAGUGAGAGAGGGCAAGGGUUCUCGACUUGCUUUCUGGACGUGUCCCGUUUUCCUGCAGGCACAUACAGGAUGAAAUGGCACAGUUGCUGUGUUGAUAGUCGGGGCUCAUACUGGAGCCUCCUCCCCCUGAAUGCAGGGCCGGUGUUCACUAUACGAUGACUCCAUCCAAAGGGUGAAUCAUACAGUGGCAAUGUACACAAAUACACACUCGUAAUCCUCGGGGAACUUUUUGACUAACAUAUUGGUAUUCGACCGAGGGCGCUUUGGUUGGUCCAAUGAAGCAGCUCUGGGCAGCUACUUCGCGAACGGAGUAAGUUGCUGAAGCUGCUUUUGUCGGAGGCAGGUCCAGCCCCUUCAAUGAUGUAAUUAUUUAUAUUUGGUCCCUAUUCUUUCUUGGUAUGAAAUUGAGUCCCAAAUUUGGUAAAGACUUUUCGAACGUCUCUCCUAUUUCUGUACAAAAUUAUGAGAUUUAUCGGUUGAAACCGAGACAGAACAUGAGCAUUUCAUUUUCAGAAUUUCCAGGUAA